GCUUCACGACGAGAGGAGUGAGUGAAGCCAGCCAGCCAGCCCCCCCGUUAAUAUCGUCAUCAUCAUUACAAUCACCGACACCGAGGUGUCUUGGUUCGUACAGUGUGUAGCGUGCAGCGUUCAGCGUGCAGUGUGCAGUGUGAGGAUCUUCUGUACAAAAGGAAAGAGAGAGAGGUGAAGGUGUCGAAUUUUUAUAAUUGAAUUAAAAAGAGUUAAGUAGCGCGUUGAGGGAAUCGAGACAAAUCAAGAGAAAUCGAGAAACAUGUUCCACCUGAAUAAAUUGUCACUAAAGCCGGUGGCUGAUAUGCCUGGAGUGUUGGCGCGUGCCGUUCCAGCGGCCCUACAGGCCCGUACUUACGCCGAUCAUCAGAUUCCCGAUCGUCUCAAGGACAUUCCAAACGCCGAAAAUCCAAAAUUUUUCAACAUGAUUGAGUACUUCUUCCAUCGUUCCUGUCAAAUUGCUGAGGACAAACUCGUCGAGGAAAUUGGAAGACGAUCAAAAAUGACCAUCGAGGAGAGGAGGAAGAAGGUCAAAGGAAUUCUUAUGAUGAUGGAGCCCUGCGAUCACAUUCUAGAAACUACUUUCCCCUUGAAACGGGACUCGGGGGAUUAUGAGAUGAUUACGGGCUACAGGGCACAGCAUUCCACUCAUCGCACCCCAUGCAAAGGAGGUAUUCGUUUCUCGAUGGAUGUUAGUAGAGACGAAGUCAAGGCACUUUCAGCUCUGAUGACCUUCAAGUGUGCCUGUGUCGAUGUGCCAUUUGGUGGUGCCAAGGCGGGAAUUAAAAUCGAUCCUAAAAAAUACUCUGAACAUGAACUCGAAAAGAUAACUCGUAGAUUUACAUUGGAAUUGGCUAAGAAAGGAUUCAUUGGACCUGGUGUUGACGUACCAGCCCCAGACAUGGGCACAGGAGAACGUGAAAUGUCUUGGAUCGCAGACACCUUCGCCAAGACAAUUGGCCACCUCGACAUCAAUGCUCACGCCUGUGUAACAGGAAAGCCCAUAAACCAGGGUGGAAUUCACGGUCGUAUCUCAGCAACAGGUCGAGGUGUCUUCCACGGUCUCGAGAACUUCAUCAACGAAGCCAAUUACAUGAGCAUGAUCGGAACAACCCCAGGUUGGGGUGGCAAGACCUUCAUCGUCCAGGGUUUCGGUAAUGUGGGACUCCACUCGAUGCGUUAUCUACAUCGUGCUGGGGCCACUUGCAUCGGUGUCAUUGAGCACGAUGGCUCGAUCUACAAUCCAGAGGGCAUUGACCCCAAGGCUCUGGAGGACUACAGACUCGAUAAUGGAACAAUAGUGGGAUUUCCUGGGGCUCAGCCUUAUGAGGGGGAGAAUCUCAUGUUCGAGCCUUGUGAUAUCUUUAUUCCUGCUGCCAUUGAGAAGGUUAUCAACAAGGAUAAUGCCGGACGUAUUCAGGCUAAAAUAAUUGCCGAGGCUGCCAACGGCCCAACCACCCCAGCCGCCGACAAAAUUCUCAUAGAGCGCAACAUUCUCGUAAUACCUGAUCUCUACAUAAACGCCGGUGGUGUUACAGUCUCCUUCUUCGAGUGGCUCAAGAACCUCAAUCACGUAUCCUACGGUAGACUCACAUUCAAGUACGAGAGAGAAUCCAAUUAUCACUUGCUGGAGUCUGUCCAGGAGUCACUUGAGCGCAGAUUUGGACGUGUCGGGGGGAGGAUUCCUGUCACGCCAUCUGAGGCAUUCAAUAAGAAAAUUGCUGGUGCUUCCGAAAAAGAUAUUGUUCAUUCCGGUCUUGAUUAUACUAUGGAACGAUCUGCUAGGGCUAUCAUGAAGACUGCCAUGAAGUUCAACCUUGGUCUUGACCUGAGGACAGCUGCCUACGUAAAUUCGGUCGAGAAAAUUUUCACAACAUACUCUGAGGCUGGUCUUGCAUUCUAAGAACCCAGUCACGAUAGAAUAGAAAAAAAAAAGAAACAAAAAUUACAAAUCACGGGUCACAGAGUGUCAGCCAGUAUUCAAAUAUUUUCAUCGACUCUAUUGUUCAAAUGAUAAGAAAAAAAAAACAUAACGAAGCCAAUCUUUACAAUUGCAAGAAUGACAGAUAAAAAGAGAAAUUUAAUUAUUCUUUAUUUCUCAUUAAUCGUUUUUCCAAUUGUGAUGGGCAUCGAAAAUUGUUGAAAGAAUAAUUAUAAUAAUAAUAAUGAGAGUGCUCAGUAGACUCGAUAUUUACCACUAGUUGGCAACAAACAUGUCACGCAGCAUCGAUAGUCAAUGCAAUACCACAGUAACGUGUUACUUAAUUUACAAAAAAAAAAAAAGGUGCAACACCAAGCAAUGUCAGUGAAUCAAAAUAUCCACAUGCACAGAGACUGUUGCAAUUAAUGCGCGGAAUUUUUUUAUGUCAAUUUUUAUCGAUAUCGCAAAGUUUUUCAUUGAAAUGUAUAAACUCGAUGAUAGCAUUUACACGCUGAAUUGAAUUUUAGAUUAAACAAUCAUUGAGUCGUGAUUCAAUUGACAGUAAUUUGUGAAUCUUAACUUACGAAUUAUGAUUCAUCCGAUAUGACUGUACUUUCUACUGAUAUUGAAUGCAAAAUGUAUUAUAUGAGUGACAUUUACAGUUGUACUGAUGUUAAUACUCCGAAAGCAACAUUUUAAUAUUAAAAGAUAAGCUCACUUGCGUCAGAAUGGUUA
Molecule: messenger RNA, 2656 nt
Organism: Diachasma alloeum
Lineage: Eukaryota; Metazoa; Arthropoda; Insecta; Hymenoptera; Braconidae
Gene: Gdh
Product: glutamate dehydrogenase, mitochondrial
Exons: 6
Coding region: 263-1903 (546 amino acids)
Biological process (GO): L-glutamate catabolic process
Cellular component (GO): mitochondrion
Molecular function (GO): L-glutamate dehydrogenase (NAD+) activity
Source: RefSeq, a predicted model, not a curated record